This is a messenger RNA of Mytilus californianus (California mussel), 2006 nucleotides long. RefSeq lists its product as uncharacterized. The transcript is spliced from 2 exons. The record is from RefSeq and is a predicted model, not a curated record. Lineage: Eukaryota; Metazoa; Mollusca; Bivalvia; Mytilida; Mytilidae. The coding region runs from base 2 to 1639 and encodes 545 amino acids. Gene Ontology annotation, molecular function: zinc ion binding.
UAUGGCGGAUGAUACGUUAAAACAAGUAGAAAAACAAGACUUACUAAAAUCUCAGAAACCACUUCAGUGUAGAUUCCAUGACACAGAAGAAUACCAGAUCUUCUGUAAAGAUUGUAAGGAUUUUAUGUGUUUUAAAUGCCUAGGACAGUUACACCAAAAGCACGACCUGAGCCCAUUGCGAGAUUCCGAGGUAGAUAUAAGGACAGAAAUGGAGGCUCUGAUGUUUAGGGGAAAAUAUGUUGAACAACUUACUGCACUUAGUGAUAAGCUGUCGGAGAAUAAGAAUAAACUUGCACAAGACGAGGAAAAUUUAAAUUGUGAAAUUAGAACUAGUGUUGAAAAAAUGAAGCAAAAAAUAGACUUGUUAGAGGAAAAUAUAUUGUCUGAGUUACGAAAUACAUUCAAAAGCUAUCAAACAACACUACAAGAGCAAAAAACAAACGUCAAUAAUUUACAAACUGAAAUAACUAAUUUAGACAUUGAUAAGCUUCCCGAGUAUAACCUUAACCAUAUUAUUAAUAUUAUGUCUGAAAUGAAAGUAUGUUCCUCAACGUGUGACAGAAUUAUAAAUCAUCCAAAACCGAACUUUAAACCAACUAUGGAGUUUUCAAUUGGGAAUGUAAUCCUUUCAGAUGGAAAUAAUAAAGGUGAUGUAUCAGCAUGGCCCUCGUGUUCUGACAUGUCAAUUCAAACAGAUUUUUCUGAGGAUUCAGACAUUGAAUGGUUUGAUGCUGAAGACAUGGAAAAAGAUGAUUUCAUAGAAAGCUCAUCCGAUGAAGUAACAGAUGAAAUAGAUGAAUAUCCGAUUAAUUUCCUAUUGAAGCAGGAUAUAAAGCGUGUUCGAAAAAUAGUUCCUAUUUCUGAAAAGGAUGCUUGGAUCAUUUCGAACCGGAAGUUGCUUAAAAUUGUCGAUCAUUCCUUGCAAGAUGAUGUGUACGCAGAGAUAGUUGAUGAUAUUGUUGUUCUUAAAGAUGGCUGUGUCUUGGUACUUCGUUCUGAUGAAUCCUUUGUAAUGAAACUACUUCCAAAUAGACGACUAGUUCGAUUUGCAGACGUUGGUAUCAUGUGUACAUAUAUAAGGUGCAAUCCAUAUUGCAUUUGCAUAAAAGAUGACAUAGUAGUAACAUAUAAUUGGUCUAUUACAGGAGGUAAACAUUACGGAUAUACUUGCUGCAACCAUAUCAUAUGGAUGAACACAGAUGGAAUAGUAACUGAACGCUCGUUAUUUUCUAAUAGUGUUUGGAAGCGACCAUGUUCCAUACAAAAUUUAGAAUCAGGCGUGUGUGUCUUAUAUCGUGUAGACAAUGAAUCUAACUUGCAUUGUAUAGAGCUUUUAGAGGCAAAAUCUGAUAAAUGUAAUAAACUUUAUUGUUUUAAAGGGAUAUAUGGGUUUAAUCCAGAGAAGAACUUUGAAUGUAAAGGAAUGUGCGUCGAUAAAGCUGGCAACACAUUAGUAUCAGACUAUCGUCACCACAGUGUGUAUGUACUUGACAAAGAGUUGAAGUACAAGAAAACAUUAUUCGAUGCAAGAAACGGACUGGACAAACCAGCGGCUAUCGGUGUUUUCAAUAACCAUCUGUGGGUUGCCGACGGAAAUCAAAUAUUCAUUUUCAAUUAUGAAUGUGAAGACAGUAGUUAAACUUUGUCACAUCUAUGGAAAAAAGUCAACUUUAAAGCUUCUGAUUUGAUGAACGGACAUGAAGACUUCGCUUACAAAAUAAAAGGUAAAAUAAAAUGAAAUACCGAACUCCAAGGAAAAUUUAAAAUGGAAAGACUUUAUCAAAUGGCAAAUUUAAAGACGAAUGGAACAACUGUCAUAUUCCUAAAUGGUGGAUUGAACCUAAUAUUAAUAGCUAGUUAAACCUAUCACUUGUAUGAAAGUCGCAAUGAAUUCCAUUAUAUAGACAACAAAUAUGUGAGCAAAACAAACCGACAGAAUUGGUACAAAUGUCAAAAAUACAAUUCAUUCAUAAUGUCAGUGAUAUAAUUCAACCAACAGUAUAAAU